Oryctolagus cuniculus (rabbit) is the source of this 4214-nucleotide messenger RNA. RefSeq names its product olfactory receptor 2L3-like. NCBI's taxonomy places the organism in Eukaryota, Metazoa, Chordata, Mammalia, Lagomorpha, Leporidae. Gene Ontology annotation, molecular function: olfactory receptor activity; G protein-coupled receptor activity. Gene Ontology annotation, cellular component: membrane. The record is from RefSeq and is a predicted model, not a curated record. Gene Ontology annotation, biological process: G protein-coupled receptor signaling pathway.
GUUAAAGGUGCUGAUGCCCACUGUCAAUGGCACUGCAGGGGCUGGUGCUGGGCAGCGCUGCACACUGGCCUCUGUUCUGCUUAGGCCCUGUCCCAGGUCACUGCUGCCCUCGUGAGCGCUCAGCAAGUGUGCUAUGAUAGUGAGUGGACCACGCAGGCUGCCCACGCACUCAUCAGUGGUACUCCCUGAACUGAUGUGAGUGUGGUGAGAAGUGAAUUUGUGCUCAUGGUCACUGGCCGGCAAGGUCAGCCAGUCCUGCCUCAUUUUAUAGUUCACCAGAGUGACGGCUCAAGUCAAAGCAGUGGUUUUUCUUCUUAACUGAUCUUUUGUCCAAAAGCCACACAGUACUGUGAAUACAGACGGCCAGGGGAGAACAGCUAGUGUAAGCCCGAGCGGGGCGUGGCUUUACAUUAGGGGUCUCUGGCUGCAGCAACAGACUGGACUUCAGGGAGUUUUGACCGUGCUGAGCAGAGCCCCUCUGGUCGGGAGGCCGAGCAUCUGGAAACUUCUGCCUGGCAGCACUGUCUCUCCCGGCUGGGGUGGGGCGGCCACUGUUCGGUGAGCCGACUUGCCAGGGAAAGGCCUGGCGCUCGCCAGAAGAUCAAUGCAUGCAGGUGCCUGUGCAAGUGCGGACGGCUGCACUCCUGGAGCUGCUCACCCUGCAGAGAGCAGAGGUGCAGCGGCACGAGCAGCGGGGCCGGGAGCGCGGAGACCACUGAGCAGAGCUCGAGGUCUGUGUCUAAGCACAGGACAGACGUUUCAUCAGUCACUGUGGGUGCAGGAUUCUCUAUUGAAUACAAGAGCUUCCUUCGUCAGUAAAACAGAAAACUGAUGGUUGGCAGUUCUGUGUGUCUAGCAAUUUCUCUCACCCUAUGUAUAGCAUAAGGACAAUUACCCACCAAGAGGCAAGCAAACAGUAGGAUAUUUCAUUAGAAUGAAACCAAGUAAUUGAUUUAUAAUUUAUAGAGCCAAAUUGAAAGAACUGAUUAGAAUUUCCUUCAUUUUUGCUCCGAUGCACAAAAGUUGUUAGCUAGGUCCCAUGGCUAACAUGAGCAGUGUACAGCAGUUUAAGCCUGUAUUUCUAGAAAUGGGUGUUAGUAUUUACAGGAUUCUCCAACUUAGAAAGAAAGAAGAAAAAUAGAAGAACUCAGCUCAGCAGAGGCCGGUUAGUGCUGGCGUGGAUUGUGUGUUUAGUCUUCUGUAUUUACCAAGUCAGGCGAUUGUUCAAGAGACACGGGAAAGUGCUCUCCCUGAGAUGGGGGCAAAGGCUACGUGAGAACCCGGAGCUGGGGGUAAGGUUCUAGAACUUCUGGCCCCCAGACUGACACGAGGUGUCACACGUGGUAGUGACUCCAGUGGUCUCCCUCGUGGCCGUGCAGCGGCAUGGUGGGUGGGAACGCCUCUUCGGCCACGGACUUCCUCCUGGCCGGGCUCUUCCCUGGGUCCCGGCACUCCCUGCUCCUCAAUGCCACCGUGGUCCUCAUCUACAUCCUGGCCUUCCUGGGAAACACCCUUCUGAUCAUCCUGAUCCUAGGGGAUGCCCGGCUACACACACCCAUGUACGUCCUGCUCAGCCAGCUCUCCCUCAUCGACCUGACACUGACCUCUACCAUCGUCCCCAAGAUGGCUGCCAACUUCUUCACAGGGGAGAGGGGCAUCUCCUGGGUUGGCUGCGGGACACAGAGCUUCUUCUUCCUGUUGCUGGGGAUGUCUGAGUGCCUCAUCCUGACCCUCAUGGCAUACGACCGCUACGUGGCUGUGUGCAACCCGCUGCGCUACCCCGCCAUCAUGAGCCCCAGGUUCUGCCUGCAUAUGGUUUCUGGGUGUUGGGUUGGAGGCUCAGCCAGCUCCUUGGUUCACACGGUUUACCCUCUGCACUUCCCCAUCUGCGGGUCCCGGGAGAUCCAGCACUUCUUCUGCGAGGUGCCCGUCCUCAUCAAGCUGUCUUGUGAGGACACAUCCGUGUAUCAGUCUGUGGUGGUGGUAACCAGUGUGGUGCUGCUGGUCGUCCCCUUCGGUCUCAUCACAGCCUCCUACACACUCAUCUUCCUCGCCGUGCUCCGCAUGAGCUCCGUCAAGGGGAGGCGGAAGGUCUUGGCCACCUGCUCCUCCCACCUCACGGUGGUGAGUCUCUUCUUUGGUCCGAACAUCUUCAUUUACAUGAGCUUCACCUCUUCCCACAGCCCAGAGCAGGACCAGGCGCUGUCUGUGUUCAGCAAUGUGCUCACCCCCAUGCUGAAUCCCCUCAUCUACAGCCUGAGGAACAAGGAGGUGCUGGCUGCACUCCAGAAGCUGGCGGGGAGGUGCGGGGCUUCCUAGGGAGCAGAGACAGUGACGGGCUGUGGGGGUGAGCAGAGCAGCGGCCGGGCAGGGGGGAGCCGGUUGUACUCAUGGCUUUAGGAGACCAUGAUGAGAGUUCUUUCUGAAUGAAGUUUCGGCUGUGAGUCCCAGACCUCCGCGGGAGGCUGCUUUGCUUUUAUUGUAAAUAUCCCUGGAGCCUUAUCAAGUCAGGAACAUAUUAAAAUUCUUUUAUGUUUUCAUUAAUUGGCUCUGAAGUCUCUCAAGUUCCUACAUAUAUAUUAGGAACCCAAAGGGUUCACCUUUGCCAAGUGUGCAUGGUAUUUGGCAGAGCAAAUCAUUUGAAUUCCAAAGCCCAAUCUGCACCCUGAUGGCAUCUCCUGUAUUGCAAGAUGCUCAUGAAAGGGGCUUAUUGAGCCCCAGGUGUGGGGUGCACCUACUGGGGUACACGUUCGAGGUGUGAGCGUGUACUCUUCAGGGCAGCGUCAUGUGAGUAUGUCUUUGUCUCACACGAUGAGCUGUCAUGAUCUCCACAGCUAAACAUGCACAUUCCACGCUCCAGCUUCCCUGCCUUGCAGGGGAAGGGUUGGACUCUGGGUCAGUGCACUGCACACCCCGGGGCCACUGUGUCCAUGGACGGCCACGUGGGCUUCUCUCCCUGUUCACUCUCUUCCUGUGAGGCCCUCCCUGACACCUCAGAGGGUCUCUUCCCAGACUUGCACCCCUCCCUGAGCAAUCUGUCCACACGUAGCUGCACAGUUCUGUGCGUGAACCUUCCUGUGGCAGUUGCCACCAGCGCGUGGGAAGUGUGGCUGUUGGAGCAAUCUGGGAGCACCUCAGAUAGAGACGUGCCGCCUGGACACGCUCGCCGCCGCCCUGCUGGCUGCUCACUCUGCCAAUCUGAGCACUGCUUCCAUCGGUGGGUUCUGGCCCUGAGUGUUGUGUAGGGACAGAGAACAAAGUGUGGAACUUGACUCUAGACUGGACAGCAGCCUUAGUCUCCACCUCUGAUGUCGGCCUUGGGGGUUGCUUAUGCUAAGCGCAAGCUGCCUGUGCAUCUGUUUGCUCCUAAGAUUGCAGUUGGCCGUCUGCACACUCCCCACGUGCUGGUCCCUCCAAGCUCCUGGUUCAUGUGCAUGUAGUCAUCGCUGCCGCCAGCCUCUGCGGCUUCAGGACACUCUCUCACCUCAGUCCUGACUUUGAGCUUCUCAGUGACCCUGGGGUGUCCAUCAUGGAUGCAGUGACCUGAUGGCCUUGGGAUGAUGUGUCCUUGGGGAGUGAUGUGUGCUGCUCCGGUAUCGCUGUCUGCCUCCUCAGUGUCCUUCCUCUGUGCCCCGUCAGCCUCUCGGGAUGCACAGUCUUCUCAGCCUCGAGGGUGUAGGUCACCCCUCUUUCCACGACUCCAGAGGCACCCAGCAGUGACUUUGACAUUGACUCCUUGAGUGGUUCUUGUGUCCUUGUUUCUGAGGAAGUGUUCACCUAUACAAGGACCCUUCCAAAAGCUCAUGGAAAUACAACAAAAACAUCCAUUUCUUUUGAUAUAAAACACCUUUGAAAUCUAUGCAUGGUUUUUCACAAUUCACAGGUUUUUUUUGAAGACCUCUUAUAUGCAUGGAUUUCCAGAGUUUUUUUUAGACAAAUAUAUAUUUAUUUGUUAGAAAGGCAAAGAGAGAGAAAGAGAAAGGAGAGAGAGAAAGGGAGAGAGAGAGAGAUCUUCCAUUUGCUGGUUCAUUCCCCAGCGGGCAGCAAUGAGAAGGUCUGGGCCAAUCCAAAGCCAGGAUCCAGGAGUCAAAGAGUCAAAAGUGUCCCCUCAUCCACCAUCGUAUGCAUACGGUAUCAACUCCUCUCUCUGAAAGGCGACUCCACUGAAGGCGGUAUCAUCCCCUCAUGAUGUCCACAAAGCAGAGAGGUAGCGG